Molecule: messenger RNA, 948 nt
Organism: Aspergillus pseudonomiae
Lineage: Eukaryota; Fungi; Ascomycota; Eurotiomycetes; Eurotiales; Aspergillaceae
Product: amidohydrolase family protein
Exons: 2
Coding region: 1-948 (315 amino acids)
Biological process (GO): secondary metabolic process
Cellular component (GO): cytosol; cytoplasm
Molecular function (GO): hydrolase activity; carboxy-lyase activity
Source: RefSeq, a predicted model, not a curated record
AUGGCACGCCGUAUUGACGUUCAUCAUCAUUAUCUCCCCCCCGCCUACCUGAAAGCUCUCGAGGAGGCUGGUGGCGAUCCUUCUGGAUUUCACACACCCUCUUGGUCCAUUGAGGCUGACCAACAGCUUUGCGAUGACUAUGGCAUUGAAACGGCCAUCUUAUCAGUCACCGCACCAGGUGCGGGUAUCGUGAAGGGCGCUAAGUCUACCCAGGUGGCGAGAGAAUGCAAUGAGUUUGGCAAAACGCUAAGGGAUAAAUACCCUAAGAAGUAUGGGUUUUUUGCUGCGCUGCCCGAUGUUCUCGAUACUCAGGCGGCUUUGGAGGAGAUUCGAUAUGCCCUUGAUGAGCUGCAAGCCGACGGAGUAACCCUUUUCACCCGCUAUGGAGACGCAAACUACUACCUAGGCCAUCCUGAUAUCCAGCCUAUCUGGGAGGAGCUAGAUCGGCGCGCCGCAGUGGUCUUUAUCCAUCCAACCCAUGCAGUGGAUACGAACCUCAUCAACAAGAUGCUUCCACAGCCUUUUAUUGACUAUCCGCACGAGACCACUCGGACAGCUGUCGAUCUGAUCACCACCGAUACGGUCCGCAAAUACAAGAACUGCAAGAUUAUACUCUCUCACGGCGGCGGUACCUUGCCUUACCUUGCGUUGCGUCCAGCGAUUGCCCUGAAGGACACCAGGCUCUCAAGCAUGACGCGCGAGCACUUUCUGGAAAAUGCACGAAUGUUUUACUAUGACCUGGCCCUUACGGACGCAAACUUUGCUCUACCACUUCUGCAAAAAUUCGCUUCACCGGAUCACAUUCUCUAUGGUAGUGAUUUUCCCUAUGCACCAACCACUUCCAUCAACUUUUUCAGCAAGGAUCUGGCCAAAGCCGAUAUUUCGGAUGAAGCGGCGGAGAAGAUGAAUUAUGGUAACGCGCUGAACCUAUUCCCUCGCCUUCGCUAG